AUGGAGACUUAUCUGAAAAGGAAGAAGUGGGUAGCUAUAGGGUUUCUGUUGAUCCACUCCGUCGCCAUUCUGAUCUUCACGCGUGGGUUUCUUCUCACUCGAACAGAGCUUCCUUUUCACAGUACUUGCUCCGACGUUUCCCGCUCUCCUUGCCUUGCUUCUUCACUCCCGAAUCAUGAUUCAAACUCCGUUCAUGGGUCUAAACAGAACCAGCCGAAAUGUUGGACCAAACCGGUUGUUGAUCGCGUCGUUAUCAUUGUCUUGGAUGCUCUCAGAAUCGACUUUGUUGCCCCGAGUGCUUUUUUCCCAGAAGCAAAGCCAUGGAUGGACAAAUUGACAAUCUUGCAGAUGCUUGCAUUUGCUAACGAAUCGUCUGCUAAGAUCUUUAAGGCUUUUGCCGAUCCUCCUACAACGAGUUUGCAGCGUCUCAAGGGAUUAACAACUGGAGGGUUGCCUACUUUUAUCGAUGUUGGGAACAGUUUCGGUGCUCCUGUUAUUGUUGAGGAUAAUUUCAUUAAUCAGCUAGUGCUGAAUGGGAAACGGUUGGUGAUGAUGGGUGAUGAUACUUGGACACAGUUGUUCCCAAACCAAUUUCAAAAGUCAUAUCCUUUCCCUUCGUUCAAUGUUAAAGAUCUGGAUACUGUCGACAACGGAUGUAUUGAGCACCUAUUCCCAACCCUUUACGAAGAUGAUUGGGAUGUUCUAAUUGCGCACUUUCUUGGCGUGGACCAUGCAGGGCACAUAUAUGGAGUAGAUUCCGUCCCAAUGAUUAAAAAGUUGGAGCAAUAUAAUUCAGUUUUAGAGAAAGUCAUAGAUAUAUUGGAGAGCCAGGCGAGACCUGGUGGUUUGCAUGAGAGUACUAUGCUUAUCGUAAUGGGUGAUCAUGGGCAGACAUUAAAUGGGGAUCAUGGCGGAGGGACUGCUGAAGAAGUAGAAACAGCCAUGUUUGCCAUGAGUACGAAGAAGCAUACAACUCCGGUUCCUCCCGAGUUUGAUACCGCAUCUUGUAGACAGAAUUCGGAUGGGAAGCAGAUUUGCAUCAGCUCCAUCGAGCAGCUUGAUUUUGCGGCAACAUUGUCAGCUUUGCUUGGGAUAUCCUAUCCUUUUGGAAGCAUCGGACAUGUCAACCCUGAGCUCUAUGCCCUUGGUUCCAACAAGUGGAAUUUGGAUGACUUUGAGUUGGGCAAUUUUGGCGCCAAAUCAGCAGUGAAAGAAUGGAUGGAAAAUUAUGUGAAUGUCCUCUGUGUCAAUGCUUGGCAGGUGAAAAGGUAUAUAGAUGUUUAUUCUAAUUCAUCCGUUGUUGGUUUCUCUUCCGAUGAUAUGUCGAGGAUAUCGGAUCUAUAUUCCGCCGCGGAACAGAGUUGGUCUAAGUCUGUCAAGCACAUAUUGAUGGAUAGUAAUGGAGAUGAGAACAGUACAAAGAUAUCUGCCCUUAAAGACCAAAUUGCUGCAUAUUUGAGUUUCUUCUCAAGCGUUGUGGAACUUGCACGGUCUAAGUGGACAGAGUUCAAUCUGAAUCUAAUGAUUACUGGGUUUGCGAUAUUGGUUAUAUCACUCAUCCUUCAGUCUCUUGCUAUCUUUCAUGGCGAUAAAACUUAUGCAGUGGAUUCUUGGUUAUCUACUGGUGCAGCAUUCACUCUCUUCAUAGUACUGAUUCGUGCUUCCAGCUUUCUUUCAAACAGCUAUAUUUUGGAAGAAGGAAAAGUUGCAAACUUUCUCCUGGCAACAACUGGACUUAUCAGGCUGCGUUACUCGGUCAUGAGGAAAACUAUGCGGAAAGAAGGUGUUAUAUUUCUUGCUAUGGUUUCUGUUCUGAGAGUUUCUAUAGAUAUUGGGUUAACAAAGCAAGCUGCAACGUCUCAGUUUAUGAGUAGCUCACCAUCGUGGAUGCUAGGGAUAACUCCAGACCAUCCAGCUUUGACUUAUGCGACCGAACUCGCACCAAUUCUAUCGGUGUUUAUACUCAUUUGCGUGCUCUACUUAGCGGUUGCUAGAACACCUAAUGAGGGGUUGUGGAAGUAUGUUACUGUUGGUAGCAUGAUAAGCUACUUCUUGAUAGCAUUGCUCUGGGCUUCGGAGAGCGAUAUAUUUGGUUUGGAUGGUUUACUUGACGUGACUGGAGGAAGAAACCGCAUCCCUCAAACGGUUUAUGUAAUUGCAUUGGUGCAGCUCUUCGUUCUAGCUUCCGCGCGUAUGUUUUGCGCUGGAAAUGACAAGAAUUGGGCCAUCAGAACCGUCGCUCUUGUAUCUGCUUGUAGCUCGCCAGUGAUUCUCUUGUCGGGGAAGCAAGGAUCAAUGCUUGCAUUAGCAUAUUUGCUGGCAGGGUAUUGUAUAAUGAGGCUGGAGGGUGUAGAGAGGAGAAGCAAAUCAGAUGGACAGAAAAAUUUCUCGAAGCUAAAUCCUCUCUCUGUGGUGCAAUGGACUCUUCUUUCUAUAUGCAUGUUUUUCGCCAGCGGCCAUUGGUGCGCCUUCGAUGGUCUUCGUUAUGGAGCAGCUUUUGUUGGGUUUGACGAGUUUGUGCUUAUACGACAAGCCAUCCUUUUGACGAUUGAAACAUUUGGAUUCUCGAUCAUCCUUUCUGUAUUUGGACUUCCUCUCCUCAUACCGAUCCGCUCUCAAACUCCUCAGGCUCAUGGAGAAAAGCGCCACCUGCUGUUUCAAAUGUAUAUGCUCUAUGGAGUUAUAUCCGCGACUACUGUAGCGGCAACGAUCCUCUGCGUCACUAUCCACAGAAGACAUCUGAUGGUUUGGGGUUUGUUUGCUCCAAAGUUUGUCUUCGACGUUGUUGGUCUCAUCCUCACUGAUCUCCUCAUCUGUUUGGCUUCAGCUUAUUAUCUUUGA
Molecule: messenger RNA, 2841 nt
Organism: Thlaspi arvense
Lineage: Eukaryota; Viridiplantae; Streptophyta; Magnoliopsida; Brassicales; Brassicaceae
Source: the annotation of a GenBank genome assembly